AUGUUCUACGAUGAUUACUCUAGACGUUUAGGGUUUGUGAUGCGUGUAAUGUCUUGUCGGAGAUCAGAGAAAGAUGGAAGAAUACUUGCUCGGAGAUUUGGUUGUAAUAAAGAAGGUCAUUGUCUUAGUAUACGUGGUAAGUUUGGAUCAGUUAGGAAACCAAGAACGAGCACAAGAGAAGGUUGCAAAGCAAUGAUUCAUGUUAAGUAUGAUCGGUCUAGCAAAUGGGUCAUAACUAAAUUCGUUAAAGAACAUAACCAUCCGCUUGUUGUUUCGCCUCGCGAGGCUCGUCAAACUCUGGACGAAAAGGAUAAGAGAAUUCAAGAAUUGACUGUAGAGCUACGAAACAAGAAACGGUUAUGUGCAGCGUACAAGGAACAGCUAGAUUCGUUUGCAAAGAUUGUCGAAGAACAUAGUAAUCGAAUAGCGAAGAAAGUUGAGAAUGUGGUAAACAAUUUGAAAGAAUUCGAACCUAUAGAACUCGAGCUAUUGCAAAGUAAACAAGGUCCACUCUUCUAA
Messenger RNA from Arabis nemorensis, 519 nucleotides. NCBI's taxonomy places the organism in Eukaryota, Viridiplantae, Streptophyta, Magnoliopsida, Brassicales, Brassicaceae. The record is from the annotation of a GenBank genome assembly.